This is a messenger RNA of Manihot esculenta (cassava), 1175 nucleotides long. Its product is annotated as 40S ribosomal protein S6. The record is from RefSeq and is a predicted model, not a curated record. The transcript is spliced from 5 exons. Gene Ontology annotation, cellular component: ribosome. Gene Ontology annotation, biological process: translation. NCBI's taxonomy places the organism in Eukaryota, Viridiplantae, Streptophyta, Magnoliopsida, Malpighiales, Euphorbiaceae. Bases 214 to 1008 code for a protein of 264 amino acids. Gene Ontology annotation, molecular function: structural constituent of ribosome.
CAAUUACACCAAUAUUUCCCUUCUCCCUAUAUAAUGCACUACAAAAACCCUAAUUGGCUUGCGCACGGGAACAGGGGGCUUGUAGCUAAUAGAGCAGGAGCAUUUUCUCUUCCCUCGCAGCACCUGGGCCGUAGCAUCGAGCUGCUCCAUCGAAAAUGAAGUUCAAUAUUGCGAAUCCUACCACUGGAUGCCAGAAGAAGCUCGAGAUAGACGAUGACCAGAAACUCCGUGCAUUUUUUGACAAAAGGAUCUCACAAGAAGUCAGUGGAGAUGCCCUGGGUGAGGUGUGUUAUUGUCAGCUGUCUGUUCACUCGGAAUCUCAGCAAGUCCUUUAGGGUGAUGCUCUUUAGUAUUUUCCGUAUGUUGACCUGCCUUCUCUAUUUUCAGGAGUUCAAGGGUUAUGUCUUUAAGAUUAUGGGAGGUUGUGAUAAGCAAGGUUUUCCAAUGAAACAGGGAGUUCUAACUCCUGGCCGUGUUAGACUUUUGCUACACAGAGGUACCCCUUGCUUCCGUGGAUAUGGCAGGCGAAAUGGAGAACGUAGAAGAAAGUCUGUUCGUGGAUGUAUUGUUAGCCAAGAUCUAUCAGUUCUGAACUUGGUAAUUGUCAAGAAAGGUGAGAAUGAUCUGCCUGGACUGACAGACACUGAGAAGCCUAGAAUGAGAGGUCCUAAGAGGGCAUCAAAAAUCAGGAAGCUGUUUAACCUUUCGAAAGAGGAUGAUGUCAGGAAGUACGUCAACACUUACCGCAGAACAUUUACAACCAAAUCUGGUAAGAAGGUUAGCAAAGCUCCCAAAAUUCAGAGGCUGGUGACUCCCUUGACUUUGCAAAGAAAGCGUGCUAGAAUAGCAGACAAGAAGAAGAGAAUUGCCAAGGCCAAGGCUGAGGCUGCUGAAUAUCAGAAGCUCCUUGCCACCAGGUUGAAGGAGCAGCGUGAACGCCGCAGUGAGAGCUUGGCAAAGAAAAGAUCUAGACUGUCUGCUGCGUCAAAGCCAUCUGUUGUGGCAUAGAUGUUUGACAUUUUUCUAGAGUGGAUGUCAUGUCUUAUUUUGGUUGAGUUAAUUUUGAUUGUUUCUUUGGAUUUUGAGAGCUACUUUAAAUGUUUCCUGCGUUUAUAACAAAUUCAAACAUCUGAAGUUUUUGUUGUCAAUUUAAUAUUUUGUGAUAUUUUUAACCA